Messenger RNA from Paramormyrops kingsleyae, 2976 nucleotides. RefSeq names its product piwi-like RNA-mediated gene silencing 1 (gene piwil1). Gene Ontology annotation, molecular function: protein binding; RNA binding. Lineage: Eukaryota; Metazoa; Chordata; Actinopteri; Osteoglossiformes; Mormyridae. The record is from RefSeq and is a predicted model, not a curated record.
CACGCCCGCCCACGCUUCCAAACGGAAAGCCCGCGGUUUCGGGCGCGUGCGCGGCGUUAACUGCACUUAGUCGAAACUGCUGGGGAGUCUGUGGGAAGAAUCUGUACAAGAAUCUCUUAAAAAUACCCAGAGUAACUGUGUUCGACGCUGAGGAUGACCGGGAGAGCCAGGGCCAGGUCCAGGGGUCGAGCCCGGGGUCCGGAGGGCGCGACUCCGGGCGCGCCGCCACCGCCGCAGGUCCCGCCGCAGGAGCCCCAGAGACCGGGCGCCGAGCUGGUAGGCCGAGGGAGGCAGAGGAUGGCACCGGGAGCCCUGGGCGCGGAGACCGUCUUCCAGAUAUCUGCUGGUUUCCAGCAGGUGAAGAUAGGCGAACGAGGGGGCCGGAGGCGGGACUUCUAUGACACCGGGAUCAAUACCCGGCAGGCCAUGGAACAUGUGAGGGAGUCCAAGACUGGUGUCUCCGGGUCCCCCAUCGAGCUGAGGGCCAACUUCUUCCGCCUCGUAUCCCGCCCACAGUGGGUGCUGUACCAGUACCACGUAGACUUCAACCCCCCGAUGGAAGCACGGCGCUUGCGCUCUGCUCUGCUCUUCCAGCACGAGGAGGCACUGGGUUCCGCGCGCACCUUUGACGGUGCUGCCCUCUUCCUACCCCAGCGCCUCCAGCAGACGGAGACGGUCCUUUUCAGCGAGACCAAGCAUGGCGAGAAGGUGAAGAUCACGGUGACUCUGACCAACGAGCUGCCCCCCACCUCCCCGGUCUGCCUCCAAUUCUACAACAUCAUCUUCAGGCGGAUCCUGAGAACUUUGAACAUGCAGCAGAUCGGCCGGCAUUACUACAACCCGCAGGAUCCCUUGAACAUCCCGCAGCACAGGUUGACCAUUUGGCCCGGCUUUACCACCACCAUCCUACAGUAUGAGUCAAGUAUCAUGUUGUCCAUGGACGUCAGCCACAAGGUUCUGCGCAGCGAGACUGUCCUCAGUUUCAUGGGCAGCCUACGGCAGCAGUCUGGGCCUCAACGCUUCGUCGAGGCCUGCACACGCGAGCUGGUGGGGCUCGGUGUGCUCACCAAAUACAACAAUAAAAUGUAUAGGAUCGACGACAUCGCGUGGGACCAGACCCCCACCAACACUUUCAAGAGGGGGGACACUGACAUCUCCUUCAAAGACUACUACCGGAUGCAAUAUGGCCUGGAGGUCACAGACGACAACCAGAUACUGCUGGUUAGCAAUGUGAAGAGGCUGGGGCCAUCAGGUCAGCCGCCGCCAGGCCCAGCGCUUCUGGUCCCCGAGUUCUGCUACAUGACAGGUCUGACGGACAAGAUGCGCAACGACUACAACAUCAUGAAGGACCUCGCAUCACACACACGGCUGACCCCCGAGCAGCGUGAGAGCCGCCUCUCCCGCUUUAUCGGCAACAUCCACAGGAGUGCGGAUGUCCAGAAGGAACUUGGCAACUGGGGACUCAACUUCGACAGCAAGCUACUGGAACUGCGGGCUCGUGUACUCCCAGCUGAGAGGAUCAUGCAGGGCUCCAGGACGUACGAGUAUAACCCCUGGGCUGCCGAUUGGUCCAAGGAGAUGAGGGGCUUGUCACUGAUUAACUCACGUCCACUGGAGAAUUGGAUGAUGUUCUACACGCCCCGGAACUACGAGCAGGCACAGGCGCUGCUGCAGACGCUGGGCCGUGUGUCUGGCCCGCUGGGGAUUCGCUUGCAGCGUGCUGUCAUGAUUGAGUAUGAGGAUAAACAAGAGUCCCUGUUGAGGGCGUUGCAGCAGAAUGUCGGCCCUGGAACGCAGAUGGUGGUGUGCAUUCUAGCCACCAACCGCAAGGACAAGUAUGAUUGUGUGAAGAAGUACCUGUGUGUGGAGUGCCCCACCCCCAGCCAGUGUGUGCUGGCUCGCACCUUAGGUCGGCCCCAGGCCCUCAUGACCAUAGCCACCAAGAUUGCUCUGCAGAUGAACUGCAAGAUGGGUGGGGAACUCUGGAGCGUUGAGAUUCCGCUGAAGCAGCUUAUGGUGGUCGGCAUCGAUUGUUACCAUGACAUCUCGGCGGGGAGGAGGUCCAUUGGGGCAUUGGUGGCUAGCCUCAACCCAGGGAUGUCACGGUGGUUCUCCAAGUGUGUCCUUCAGAGCCGAGGUCAGGAGAUCAUGGACAGCCUAAAGGGGGCACUGGAAGGCGCCUUGGUUGCCUGGAGGAGGUACAAUGACGGGCUGCCGGCACGCAUCAUGGUGUACCGUGAUGGCGUGGGAGAUGGCAUGCUGCAGAGUGUCGCAGACUACGAGGUGGCACAAAUCCUUGAGUGCCUCCGAGCCGUGGGUACUGACUACAAGCCCAGACUGACCGUGGUGGUGGUGAAGAAACGUGUGAGCACACGCUUCUUUGCCCGUAUUGACGGGAAGCUGGCCAACCCACCUCCGGGGACUGUGGUUGACAUUGAAGUGACCCGACCGGAGUGGUACGACUUCUUCAUCGUGAGCCAAGCAGUGCGCAUGGGCAGCGUGGCCCCCACCCACUACAAUGUAGUGUACGACUCCAGCGGACUCAAGCCCGACCACAUGCAGCGACUUACCUACAAACUCUGCCACAUGUACUUCAACUGGCAGGGGAUUAUUCGUGUGCCAGCCCCGUGCCAAUAUGCCCACAAGCUGGCCUUCCUGGUGGGUCAGAGUCUCCACCGUGAACCCAGCUCCAAUCUGGAUGACUUGCUGUUCUACCUCUAGGGGGAGGUGCUGUCACUGGUGCCAGAGUGUUUGUUCAAGCAUGUUUGUGUGAAUUGCCUUUUCUGCAUUAGGGGAAAGUGAUUUUUGCAACCUGAUUGUCAUCUUAAUGAUCAGCUGGCAAACCUUAGAUCAAGUGGUAGAUUUCUGAGUUAUAGUUUUGGAAUGAUUUUGGUUUAAUUGUAUGUUUCAUUUUGAUGGCUGAUGUAUUUCUGUUAUUUGGGCUGUUAUAUUUAAUAAAGAACCCCCGUUAUCUAC